UCACUUUGGAAUAUGAAUUCCUAUGUUGAAAUAAAAACAUAUAGCGAUGAAGUCUUUUAGUUCAAUAAUGGAUCAUUAGAUGUUCAUGUAUGUAAUUGAGUGCUUUAAUCAUUAUUUUAAAUUUGGGUUUAUCGAUUUUACUGGCAAUUUAAAAACAUAUCAAAAACUCAUUAUUUUUCCACCUUUGACAAUAUCCCACCGGUUUGGAAAAAGCUUUACAUUUUUGAUGUAGUCAUUACACUUUGCUCUCUAGAAUGAAAUGUAAUAAGAAUUUCCCGGUGGUUCUUACGGUUUUCUAUACAUCCAUUGGCUUUUAUGUCUAUGCAAGGGUUUGUAUCUUUGAAAAAAUAUCUUAUCGCAGAAAUGAUUAAUCUAAAAUUAUUAUUAAUUUUAUAUUCAAAAAGAUGGACGCCAUUAUGACAAAAAUUGAGUGCCCCACUCAUUCACCAGAACUUGUCCAGAAUCUAAGCUGCCGUUUACAUAAAAAAUCACCAAAUUCUGGAUCAAAAUCAUAUUCCGCUGAAUUUUCCUUAAGAAAAGACGUAAAUGACGUCAGAGGAGUUUACGUAUUUUCCUUCAAACACGGCACAUCCUUAAUCAACUACACUGCAUCGGAAAUGGACUAUUGUCAGGCAUUAGCAGCUCUACACUCACAAUUUCUGUAUAAGAUGAUUGCCGACGAGCUGCGACGAGUUUCGAAUUUUCCACUGCAUUGCCCUUUUAAAAUGAACAAGAGGUAUUUUAUUGAUGAAUAUACCAUCAACUCAAAGCUAAUACCCAGCUAUUCGCCGGAAAUGAUGUUUACUUCGGACUGCAACAUAUUCAUUAAGAAACGAAGAGCUAUACAAUUAACCAUCCAUGGUCGUAUAGUUCGCCGUUGA
Messenger RNA from Drosophila yakuba, 881 nucleotides. RefSeq lists its product as uncharacterized. The transcript has 2 exons. Lineage: Eukaryota; Metazoa; Arthropoda; Insecta; Diptera; Drosophilidae. Bases 405 to 881 code for a protein of 158 amino acids. The record is from RefSeq and is a predicted model, not a curated record.